AACCUCAAUAAAAAAAAUCAGGUCUGGAUUGUGUCAAAACCUAAAGUCAUGUAUUUCCACUUUAAUGUGCUAGGUUUAUUUUAUUUUAUUUUUUUUAAAGUGAACAUGUUAUUUGAUUGGACAGUGUGUUUGUACAUUUGUAAUAGUUUCCAACUGUUGGUAUAAAGCGCCACUCGUUGUUUGAACCCAGUCUGUUGUGGUAACAGUAUUUUUGAAGCACGCUAUAUUUUUUCUGCAUGUGACAACGCAAUUUGGGAAAUAGGUCAGCCCGGUCUCAGAAGCUUGGAAGGAUGACAACAAGAAAACCGCAUGAAUACCUCCUAAACAAAUCUUGUGAAUUCACGAGCCUCAGACAAGAUUCCAGUCUGUGAUGUUUGGCCCUGGCACUGUGAUUAUUACUGGGCAAUGCUGAAUACAAGACUUUUUCAGCAACUGGGAUGGGUUUAGCCUCACAAUGGUUGCUUUGUGCUAGGCUCAGUUACUUAGGGAAGACAGAGAGGCUCUCGGGGGCUGCUAAAAACUCCAAGACAACACGACUCCAGAUGCUGUCUUUAUUUUGGAAAUUUCUGAGGUUUACAAAAUGCAGAUUCAAAGUCGAGAUCCCACUGGAGCUUAUGCCAAAGCAUAUUCAACUGAAGAGAAGUCGAAUACAGCCUUCCUUCUUCUGGUAAUUGGACUUGUGUACGCUGAGCUGAUGAAUUCAGACAUUCCUUGUGGGGUUGCAAAUAGAGGGAAACUGCGCAUGGUUCAUGGAUUGUUUGUUGGUAUUGCAGUCGUGGCUCGGAUCCUACAUCGACUGGGCAUUUGUCAUCAGGUUAGCUUUACCCGAUGGUUCGUGGCCUGUUUUCUCUAUCACCUGAAACAAGUUCCCGCAGGUCUGCGAGUGAAGGACAUGACAUUCUCAGAGGUGCCAGUGCGAGUAUAUGAACCUACCUCUGUGUGUGAUGGCUUGAGGAGAGGUCUAAUGUAUUUCCAUGGAGGCGGAUGGAUAUUGGGAAGUAUAGAUUCUGUUGAUGAAGUGUGUCGGCAUAUUGCCAUUGAAUCUGACACCACUGUGAUAUCUGUUGGAUACCGAUUAGCCCCUGAGCACAGGUAUCCUGCCCAGCUGGAUGAUUGUGAGAAAGCAACGUGCCACUUCCUGUCUGUGGCUGAGACAGAGUUCGGGGUGGACUCUCACAGAGUGGCAGUUGGAGGGGACAGCACUGGGGCUAACCUGGCAGCAGCACUGUGCCAAAGGCUGGCGUGCAGUGAGGACCGACAUCUGCCAUUCCCUUGCGCUCAGGUCCUCAUUUACCCAGCCCUGCAGAUGGCAGAUUUCAACUUGCCUUCCUACCAGCAAAAUCAUGCUGUGCCCAUAUUGUUUCGUGGCCGGAUGGCAUUCUACUUCCUGCAAUAUCUCAAUGGAGAUGUUUCUCUGUGCCAAGAAGUGCUGGAAGGUAACCAUGUCCCCACUGAGCUCAGGCCAUGCUACGAACUAUGGUUAUCCCCUUCCAACUUACCUCCUGAGUGCCUCACACGGGGUUUCUAUAAGCACCCAAGCCCAGAAUAUGAUGGGGAGGUGUAUCACGCAAUUAAAGAUGGUUUGGAACCUGAGGUUUCCCCUUUACUGGCAGACGAUGCUCUCAUUCAGAAAACCCCGCGAACCUUCAUCCUUACCUGUGAAUAUGAUGUCCUGAGGGAUGAUGGGAUUCUUUACAGGAAGCGACUUCUGGACCUGGGAAAAGAUGUCACCUGGCAGCAUGUGCUAGAUGGCUUUCAUGGCAUGAUUAACUUUUUUAACCAGGGCUGGCUCACAUUUCCCUCUGCAGUGCAAGUUGUGGAUGGUGCUGUUCACUAUAUAAAAACACUGUGAGGGUAAUAAAUAAGAUCCUGCAAUAAACUUUAUUCUACUUCCCAUCUUGUUUUACAUUUUAAUAAACAAAUGUGCCUCCAGUCUUUGUCAUUACCAUUAUACUGUUCACGGAAGCCACCCCCCCCAAUUCAAUAAACAAAAAACAGUCUUAUUCCAAAAAUGAAAAGUAGCCCGAGGA
Oreochromis aureus is the source of this 2030-nucleotide messenger RNA. It is a transcript of the gene aadacl4, whose product is annotated as arylacetamide deacetylase-like 4. The transcript has 5 exons. The record is from RefSeq and is a predicted model, not a curated record. Gene Ontology annotation, cellular component: cytosol; membrane. Gene Ontology annotation, molecular function: sterol ester esterase activity; triacylglycerol lipase activity. The coding region runs from base 581 to 1852 and encodes 423 amino acids. Gene Ontology annotation, biological process: triglyceride catabolic process. Lineage: Eukaryota; Metazoa; Chordata; Actinopteri; Cichliformes; Cichlidae.